Messenger RNA from Tetrahymena thermophila SB210, 312 nucleotides. RefSeq lists its product as hypothetical. The record is from RefSeq and is a predicted model, not a curated record. The transcript has a single exon. Lineage: Eukaryota; Ciliophora; Oligohymenophorea; Hymenostomatida; Tetrahymenidae.
AUGAUCAUCCCAACACCAAAAGAUAACACUAUAAUUAAUUAGAUAUAUAAAAACUCUGAAUUGUUUAUAACUUCCUUGUCUAAUUCGAAAAAAUCUGAACCAAGCUAUUUAGGGAAAAUAUAUAGCAAAAUCAUGUAUAUGAAUAAGACCACCAUCAACGAAAAAAGAGGAAUAUUUUAGUAGAUUUUUUAUUUACUAGGGUAUGAAGCAUAUAAAGAAAAUAGGAUAAAGAUAAAGAUCAAGCAAGUUGACAUAAAUAAUACUGUAAUAGCCUAUCCCUUGAAAACAAAUUAAUUAUCUACAACAGUAUGA